Molecule: messenger RNA, 857 nt
Organism: Melitaea cinxia (Glanville fritillary)
Lineage: Eukaryota; Metazoa; Arthropoda; Insecta; Lepidoptera; Nymphalidae
Product: N-terminal Xaa-Pro-Lys N-methyltransferase 1-like
Exons: 3
Coding region: 280-843 (187 amino acids)
Biological process (GO): N-terminal protein amino acid methylation
Cellular component (GO): cytoplasm
Molecular function (GO): N-terminal protein N-methyltransferase activity
Source: RefSeq, a predicted model, not a curated record
AAAGCUGGCGCAAAGCUGUUUGGCCCAAAGAGUAUACAAGUCUUUGGCCUCUAUGGUUGUUGCGUUCACGGUUGCGUCCGGCGUCGUUGGUUAUUACUUAUUACUUAGAAAAAUUACAGAAAAUAAUAAAAAGUUAGGUUAUAAAUAAUUAGGUUAUGAAAAGAAAAUCAGAAACAAUCUUAUGACUUUGUUUAUUUUAUAAAAGUUUUAUCGUGCAAAAAAAUGAUCGCUUUUACACACUAAUGUUUAUUUGAAUUUACGUUUUCUAAGAAGAAAAAUAUGACCGAAAACAAUAUAAACUACAAAAAAGCUUCAGAAUAUUGGGCAGAAAUCCCAGCAACAUUAGAUGGUAUUCUUGGUGGAUUUGGUUUCAUAUCAGAUAUAGAUAUUGAUGGGUCGUCUCUAUUUUUGAAGUCGAUUUUAUCUUCAGAUAAUGCACCUAGCCCUGGGACAGCUCUAGAUUGUGGUGCUGGUAUAGGGAGAAUUACAAAGCAUUUGCUCGCACCUCUUUUCAAGAAGGUUGACAUCAUUGAGCCUGAUGAGAAAUUUAUCAACACUAUUAUAGGUUUUGUUGGAGAAAAUAAAAUUAAAAUUGGUACAUUAUAUAAAACAAGCUUACAAAAGUUUGAACCAGAAAGAAAAUAUGAUAUUAUAUGGAAUCAAUGGGUUUUAGGUUAUCUAACAAAUACAGAUUUGGUUGAUUAUCUUUCAUGUUGCAGAGAUGCACUUUCAAGUAAUGGAGUUCUCAUUGUAAAAGAGAAUGUUGCUUCAUCAGGAAAACCAGAGAUAACGGUCGAUCGACGCAUCUAUUGUCGCGCUCGAGAUCGCGUCAGUCGUGAAUAAACUGUCACCGACAA